UGAUGAUCCAGAGCCUAUGAAAGAUCUAACGUCCGAUUCGAGAGACAAACUGCUGUUGUUAUCACUGAAACGCAGAAGACUACACAAAAACGAUGAGUGCAUCCAAACUUCAGGAAAGCAGUGAAGUGAGAAUCGCACAUUCUCUACAUACAGAUGAAGAGGAGUUUGUAGCCAGAAGGAGAGAAACUGUUUUUCAAAGCCUGCAGAAACUCAAUAUACACUGCAGUCAGGAUGAAGUGCCAAACAUUGCAUUACUGGGUUCUGGAGGAGGACAAAGAGCCAUGGUGGGUUUGCUGGGAUCCCUGGAUCAGCUUGAUAAAGCGGGUCUUCUGGACUGCAUCCUUUAUCUGAGCGGAGUCUCUGGAUCCACCUGGUGCAUGGCCUCUUUAUACCAAGAACCAGACUGGUCCACCAAACUAGAGACUGUGAAGGACAAAAUCAUUGAGAGACUCAGCGGUCCUGCAGUCAGCUGGGGAGACGCAUUUGACAAACUGAAGAAAUAUUACAAGAAAGACUUUUUCAGCUUGACUGACGUCUGGGCAGCGAUGGCCAUCACAGAAUAUGUGAAGGAGAUCGACGAAGUCACACUCAGAGAUCAGUGGGACCACCUCAGUAAAGAUCCAUUUCCCAUCUACACAGUGAUUGACACGCAGUCCAAAAAAGAGAAGGAGAAAGGAGGAGACAAAGAUGACCCCUGGUUUGAGAUCAGUCCACUUGAAGCUGGUUAUUCUCUCACUGGAGCGUUUGUGGAAACAUCCAGCUUCGGCAGCAAGUUUGACAGAGGCUCAAAGAAAAAUCCUCAGGAUGGAAUGGACAUGCUGUACCUGCAAGCUCUGUGUGGCAGUGCUUUAGCUGAUCGAAGCGAGAUCUUUAAAUACCUCUGGCAAAAAAUAAAAGAUCUCUUUAAAAAUUUAACACCUCUAAUAGAAUCGGACACGUUUGAGGAAAUGAUGAAAGAACCAAAAGCCCCACCUGCAUACAAGUGUUACCAGGUGCUCAUAGAUCUUGUGGAAGUGAAUCUCGCGGUUUUAAAUGGCAAAGAUUAUUCUGCUCUUGUUCAGACCAUCAAAACCACACUGGAAGGUGAGAUGUUCCUAAAGUCUGCUAGAAUUCAUUUUGCAGAGCUCGGUGGAGGCACAAAUCACCUGAUUAUCCCAGGGGAAAAAACUCUUGCUGAAAAACAAGCUGCUAAUUUUGAUGUGAAGAAAUUCACUGAGCAUGUGUUAAAGGAUUUGAGUUGUUUAUUCAGUUCGGAUUCUUUUGAUCUUGUGUGGAGCAUUUGUAAAUGUUUGACUUGGUGGAUCUGGGGCAGGAAUUAUAACUUCCUCCACAAAAUGAAAAACGAAGCAGUGCCUGCUGCUCUUCUGGAAGGUGAGACGAGAGACUAUGAAGAUGCGGGACUGUUGCUGAACUCACCCUACUUCUCAGUGCUGAGAGAAGAAAGAAACAUUGACCUCAUCAUUUCCCUGGAUUUCAGUGAUGGCGAUCCUUUCAAGACAGUGAAUACAACUCAAAAACUGUGUGAGGAACUAAAAAUCCCUUUCCCUGGAGUCAACCGUGCCAGAGAAAACCCAAAGAACCCAGAGGGCUUCUAUGUGUUCAAAGGCACAAACACUCCAACCGUGAUUCACAUCCCUCUGUUUAAUGUGAUCAACUGUAAAGGAAAUAUUGCGGCCUGGAGGAACAGAUAUGCCACCUUUCAAGGUUCUUACAGUCGUAAGAUGAUCACUGAUCUUAUGGAGGUCGCUGGAAAAAACAUCUCAGACAACAGAGAGAAACUGCUGGAGCAGAUUCAAGCAGUCAUUGACCAAAAAAGACACGAAUGA
Molecule: messenger RNA, 1826 nt
Organism: Carassius gibelio (silver crucian carp)
Lineage: Eukaryota; Metazoa; Chordata; Actinopteri; Cypriniformes; Cyprinidae
Product: cytosolic phospholipase A2 gamma-like
Exons: 15
Coding region: 93-1826 (577 amino acids)
Biological process (GO): glycerophospholipid catabolic process
Cellular component (GO): nucleoplasm; cytosol; nuclear envelope
Molecular function (GO): calcium ion binding; calcium-dependent phospholipid binding
Source: RefSeq, a predicted model, not a curated record